Molecule: messenger RNA, 5017 nt
Organism: Ostrea edulis (European flat oyster)
Lineage: Eukaryota; Metazoa; Mollusca; Bivalvia; Ostreida; Ostreidae
Product: receptor-type tyrosine-protein phosphatase N2-like
Exons: 22
Coding region: 249-3026 (925 amino acids)
Biological process (GO): protein dephosphorylation
Cellular component (GO): secretory granule
Molecular function (GO): protein tyrosine phosphatase activity
Source: RefSeq, a predicted model, not a curated record
GUAUUCGUUCAUUGUUGACAAACGACCACGCACAACUGAUAACGCGAUCAAUAACUCUACAACCGUGUAUAUUCCUCUUCACGACAAGUUUCGAUCUGUGACGUCAUGGAUGCUGGAUGAAUAUUCAAUAACGAGUCUGCCAUUUUGGAUCCAUAAAAGGAAAAACAAUUCUGACCAUAUUGUAAAAUUCUUUUCUUUUAUUACGGACUUUUCGGGUUCUUGGACCGACCCCUAACGAUGAGGGAGUGAUGAAGACCACAUUGUGCGGAGUGGUAGGGAUAGUCUUGGGCCUAAUUUUGCCCGGGACUAGUUUUAGUUACAGUAAUCUUCAAGACUCUGCGUUUCCAUUGGGGACAGUGGGCUGCUUGUUUACCAAUCAACUAUGUGGAAUAGAAGAAGUUUGCAUAGAUGAUCUCUUGUUUGGUAACUGUCAGCGGUUAGAUAAAAACCAAGACCUACAUCAGUACCGUCUAAGUGAAGAUGCUUUGUCUGCCCUCGAGGAACAUAUCCUUCACCUCAUUACAUCAGGCUACACAUGGCGGGACCCCUAUACCCAGUGUGUCCUGCAAAACGCUUUAUUGGCCAGCAGGAGACAAGUUCCCUUCCAUCGCUACAUGUGCAGACUGGCUUCAAAUGAGGACAAAGUUGGUGGUGAGAUGGGGAGGUAUUUAGAGCAGAUGUUUCAGGACUACUAUGACUCCUACAAGCCCAUCCCACCAUCCACCGCUGAGGAAAAGCGAGGGGAUAGUGUCAUUUAUCUCAAUAAAUAUUUCAAGGAGCCAGAAAAUCAGAGAGGCUUCUCAGGUGAAUAUACUGAUGAGAAUGGAGUGGACCUACUUGAAGACCUCAAAUCCCUUGGUGCUGACAAUAUUAGCUUAAAAGAUAUCCAAGCCCUGCAGUAUUAUCUAGAAUCUAUUCGGAAUGAUGAAGAUGGACAGAGAGAUGUGCAUGGGGAUGAUGUUGGCCUUGACCGUGGAGACUGGACAAAUAAUGAUGACCUUUCACAAGGAUCGGCCUCAUCCCAAGAGUUUGAUGAAAUGCUUCCUUAUGAUGCAGGGACAGAGAGAAUACUGAGUAAAUUAAAAUUAGGUGAAAUGUCAACAGAUUCCCUAUCAGAUGAACAAAUUGAAAAACUGAUAAAGUACAUCAACCAAAGACUAACUCCAGAAAGCAGAAGUCAGGAAAGAGCUGAUUGGUCAACUGAGCUAAAUUCAGACAGUAAAAGUGUUGAUGAUUGGUCAGAUAGCCAACCAAUGGAAAAGAAUCUCAUUGAUACAGAAGACAAGAUGGGAAAUUGGGCAGAGGACAGAGAGCUUGCUGUAGCAGAGCCUGAUAGUGACGAAAGGAUUGGAGAUGUACUGGAGAAAACAAAACAGGAAAACAGAGGCACAGAAUUAGUUCCAACAAGAGAGGAUAGCAUGAAAGAGAAGAAGAAUGUGGAGACAAUGAAGGGGCUGGCGACCAGAAAGAUUCCAACUGUCUCCACAACUGACAUGGAAGCCACCUCAAACACUAAUAAACCUGUACAGACAGAUGUGUACUGGAUACAGACAGGAGGAAGGUUAAAUGGGGAUCAAGCAGAGAAAAUUCUGAAACUGAUUGACCAAGCCCUAGAAGCAGAGAAUGCCAACAUCAGAAUUGUUCAGGCUGAACGAGAUGAAGAGAAUGGCCGACUGACAGUCAGAAUCAACAGCACUGACCCAAAUGUGCCCUUUAAAAGCACCUUAGAGUCUGUAAAGGAUGAGGUGAAACAGGAAAUGGGUAUACAGAUUGAAGAUGUUGGAAUGGGCGAUCAUGAUAACCCUGUCAGCCUGAGAGUAUCAAAAGACAGGUACAUUGUGCUGAGCUUUGUGCUCUGUGGAUGUAUUGCGGGAAUUCUCCUGGCAUCUGUCAUAAUAUUUCUGAUCCGGAGGAACUCCAGAUCCAAACAGAAGCUAGCACAACUGUCUGGAUCAACAGGAGAAGGAAAUGAGGCCUCCCAAGACUAUCAGGAUCUUUGUCGUCAACGGAUGCAGGGCAAGUCCUCUGAGAAGCCUGAACCCCUUCAUGCUGCGUCACGGAUUGGAAGUAUGUCCGAGCAAGUCCGAAGUCCAUCCAGCAGAAGCAGCACAUCAUCUUGGAGCGAGGAACCAGUGACCUCCAACAUGGACAUCUCCACGGGGCACAUUGUUCUGUCGUAUAUGGAGGACCACCUGAAGAAUAAGGACCGUUUGGACAGAGAGUGGGAGGGGCUGUGUAGUUACGAGGCUGAUCCUUCUGCUACAGACAUAGCCAAUGACACCGCCAACGUACGCAAGAACCGUUACAGUGACACCGUGCCGUAUGACCAUUCCCGGGUUGUUCUGUCGACCAAUAGUAAUGCUUCGAGCUCUGAUUACAUCAACGCCAGCACCAUAACGGAUCAUGAUCCAAGAAAUCCAGCCUAUAUUGCGACCCAGGGACCGCUGCCACACACAGUGGCCGACUUCUGGCAGAUGGUGUGGGAACAGGGUAGCGUUGUCAUAGUGAUGUUGACUCGCCUGACAGAAAAUGGUGAGGCCAUGUGUUAUCGGUACUGGCCCGAGGAAGGAAGCGAUCUCUAUCAUAUUUACGAGGUUCACCUCGUGUCUGAACAUAUAUGGUGUGACGACUACCUAGUCAGAAGCUUCUACCUGAAGAACCUGCAGACUAAUGAGACAAGGACUGUCACUCAGUUCCAUUUUUUGACCUGGCCUGACCUUGGAGUGCCCAAGUCAAUCAAGACCCUGCUGGAUUUCAGAAGGAAAGUGAACAAAUCCUACAGGGGGCGGUCUUGUCCGAUUGUUGUUCAUUGCAGUGAUGGUUGUGGAAGAACAGGAACUUACACUCUAAUUGACAUGGUUCUCAAUCGCAUGUCUAAAGGUGCAAAAGAGAUUGACAUUGCAGCGACACUGGAACACAUCAGAGAUCAGAGGAAUAACAUGGUUAAAACUAAGGAGCAGUUUCAGUAUGCGUUGGCAGCAGUUGCCGAGGAAGUUCAUGCUAUUUUGAAGGCUCUCCCACAGUAAUCUCCCCUUAAACUCCUCUGGAUAAAAAAAAAUCUUCUCACCCACUCAUCUCCAUGGAAACGGUCAUCUCAGUGUUCCUGUAUAUGUACAUUGUUAUUGUUAGUUUCUCCUUCAGUAUGUGGAAAUAUUAAUGAUGUCAAAAUUAUUUACAUAUGUAUAGUUGUCUACUUCUUGCUCGGAACAAUCACACUUGUUGAGAAUUUCUUUCAUGGCAUGCAGAGACACAUCCAUUGAAAAACAAACAGACUGAGUUUCUAGAUAUAUCGUAAGCACAGAGAGCAGGGCUACCUUACCUUCACAUUGACUGCAUUCACUUAUACACGUAAGGAAUCCGUUACUUUGGUGAUUAAAAUCUGUUUUUAAAUGUAUUAUCAUAAUUCUUCAGCAUUGCAAGCAAAUGAAACCUAUGAUAUUCAGUAAAAUGUCAGACGAAAUUAUGAGAAAAGUCUAUUGUUUUCGUAAUUAAUUUAAAUCGAUGUCGACAUUCUCUGACUUAGUGACAGUGGAAAGUGCUGGUGAUUGAGGUCCGUGUAACCGUGAAAAGAGAGGUCUCUUCUGAUAAAUGUCAUAUCUUAUAUACAACAUUGUUAUGGAUACUUUUACUUGCUUUUGUAAGUUUUGUUUUCUCUUGUUGACAAUUAUUUCACUUUACCUGUGAUGACGUGCUAAUAUCAAUCAGAUAAAGAAAAGGAAUAUAUUGUUGAGAUCAUGAAGCUAUCUACAGAAUCGUUAAGUUUUGAAGAUUUUAUUUAAAUGGUGAUUUUUCUUGCUGAAUUGUGAAUUGUUUCAUGAGCUCAAUUACGUAUUAAAAAUUCAUUAGUGUGAUGGAAAUAUUUUAUUAACUCCAUGCAGGGAUAAAAAGAAAGACUGGUGUUGUUAAAUUGUGUAGAGAAAUCAUUUCAUUACCAUUAAAAUGCUAAAGUUAAUUAAGUUUCGAAUUUUUUUUUUUGAAUGCUACUCUGUUCUGUUUUCUAAUCAUUUGUUUAAAUGUCCAGUGCAAUAUAUAAAGCAAUCCUUAUGUGUUCAACAGAAAGAGUCAUUUUUUUAGUUGAAUCUUUGAAAGUUUUGCUUAAUUGAAUAUUAUAUAGUGGGGAUUGAAAAGAGGCAAAAUUAUCCUUCUGUAAAAUAAAUCUUUAAUCAAAGUCAAGAUGUGUAGAGGAAGAUUUGAUUUUGACACUUUACUAUGUAAUAGCUUUUACUCUCAAAAAUGUUUAGAAAUUUGAAGAAGAAAAAAAUUACAAAUUCACACUACACAUGCUGUAAAAUGUUGAUAAAAGAUGCUUAAAAUUGUUAAUGAAAAGAAAAGGGAAGGUUUAUUGUUGUGCUAAUAGUUUAAGUGAUAAAGAAAAAUACAGGUGUUCUCACUGGCAAUUCAGGUGUGAGGGACAUCGGCAACAGCUCAUUCCAAAUUCACAAGAACUUACUUUCAUUUGUCUUAUUGCCCCGCCCACCCUUUAUCCCAAAUUUUUGACUUUUUCUUUAUAUGUGAAAUAUUUUGAAGCAUUUAUUUUUAAUAAAACGUUAUAAAAGCAGUGCCACAUAAUGCAACGUAUUUCGUAAAUAAUGUUUUGAAGCGCAUCUAUAUUAAAAAAAAAAAAGAAAAGAAAAAUAUGGGAAAUACAGUUUGUUUGGAUUACAGAACUUUUUCAAGCUAGAGUUCAAAGCCAAAAAUAAAUGUAAAUAGCUUUCAUUACGAUAGUUUUGAAUUAGAAGGAAGAUGAUGCUGUGAAUUGUUUUGAGGGACUGGUUACAGUCGCGUCGACAAAACCUUUGUUAAGAGAACUGUCUUGAGAUUUGUGCAAUGACUUAAUUCAAAUAAAUUUUGUACUUAAGAUAUUUUUUAUUGAUUUAGAUUCUACUAAAGUACCUCGUGAUUUUUGGCUCCAUAUUACAAAAUAAAAUGGCUAUUUUUUACUUUACAUGUUCCUCCAUAUAUUUGUGUUAAUGUAGUGAAAUAAAUGUGAAAUAAAUCGUUGAUGCAAUAUUCAUAA